CUAUGCAGUUAUGGAGCUGCUGAGGAUAAUGUUUUUUGCCUGUUUGUUCCUGCCUUUCGCAGAACAAAAACCUUCAUACCUGAUCAUUGCUCCCAAUGUGGUUCACAUCGGCAUGGACGAGACUAUCACCAUUCAAGUAUUCCAGGGCCCCCCCAGCGUUGCCGUCACCGUCUACUUUGAGGGGGAAUCACCAGAAGUCCUGCUGUCCCAGAAACAUAAGGUCGAACUGAACCAGGCAAACAACUUCACCAAAGUUAUCCACAUGCAGGUUCUUCCAGAAAAGACAAAGCAUUUGGACAUCGCCCAUCAAACACAAUACGCAGUCCUCGUGGCUGAAAUCCCAUUUGACGUGACACGAAAGACACGGAUUCAGCUGGCACCACGACUUUAUUUCAUUUAUGUUAUAACUGACAAACCCAUCUACAAACCUAAUCAAACUGUACGAUACCAAAUUUUUACACUUGAUGAAGAGAUGAAUCCCAUAGAUACCACAGUUUUAAUAGAAGUAUCUGACUCCCAGGGUAAUGUUUUAGCAAGUGCAAAUGAACAGGAUGGCUCAAACUCAGUGCACAGUGGAGAAAUCAGCAUCCAGUCUGAAAUGAUUGGGAGGUACCAGAUCCGGGCUACAGUCAGCGGAAACUCUAAAAGCGAAGGUGUAACAUCAUUUCAAGUUCAGAACUAUGAGCUGCCCUAUUUUGAUAUGAGGAUAAUCCCAGAUCGUUGGUACUAUGUGGUAACUGACAGCGUCUUUCCAGUCACUAUCCAAGUAUGUGCUAAGUCCAACUGUGAUCUUCAUGGCAGUGUGACUUUUGGGAUAACGAUUUCUGGUCAGAGGGUCCCCUUAUCAAAAGUUCAACCAAUCCAUUGCACCCUGAAUAGAGACUUUCGUGUGACUUUAGAUACGAGCAUUCUGAUCAAGAGCAUAGACGAGAAAGGGGGGAUGGACAAGUUCAAGAAAGGCAUGUUGUAUAUUCAAGCAGAUAUUUCGGACCAAGAAGGGCAUCAUGAAACCAAGUUAGUGGACAACAUACCAUUUCGAGCGUCACCCUAUCAUAUCAGCUUGGCAGGCACCAAACCUUAUUUCACACUCGGAACUGACUUUUACUCCCUGAUAUCAGUUAUCUAUCCCAAUGGUUCUGCUGCUGUUGCUGUACCAAUCAAAGUAUUAGUGAACAUCACAGGGGAAAACACAUUUACAUCUGAUGUUUCAGGAUGGACUGACCAAAUUGGCGAGCUAGGAUUUAAAUUUAUGGCUCCCUGGAAUGCUGAGACUAUAGAAAUUGUGGCAAUUGCUGGCAAUGAAGACACUGGAUCUGAAAGGAUACGUAAAAUUGUGAAGAAACACCACUCUGCCAGCGAGAGGUACCUUCACAUCAGUGUUCCACACGUUCUGUUGUAUCCUGGGGACAUCAUCACUGUUAGUCUUACUGCAAUCAGCCAGCACGACCUCAGGAAUGUCCAUUACUUCUAUUACCUGGUGCUCGGUAAAGGAAAAGUACUGGACUUCAGGAGAGUUGAGAGGGGGCCAGAGACCACAUUUGACGUUCGCAUCACUCGGGAAAUGAUCCCAUUUUUCCGCAUUGUUGCUUAUUAUGUCCUCAAUGAUAAAGGCAGAGAAGAAAUUGUCGCGGAUUCCCUACGCAUCGAAGUGGAGAGCUUAUGUGACACUAAGUUUCAGGUCGAUUCAGCGUUGCUCCAGCAACGGGGAGAUUACAAAUUAGAGCUAUCAGUGCUGUCUGACAAUCCAACGGAGGUCUUUGUGCAAGCGGUGGAUCCCAGGCUUAAAGAAUUACAUGCACAGGACACUAUCACCAUGAGGAAGGUCUUUGAAGAUUUGAAUUCCUACGAUAUUGGCACAUCCUAUGGAAGUGGGAAGGAUACCUUAGGUGUCUUCAGUCAUUCCAGGCUGCAUCCUUUGUCCAAUCUAAUGCCGGAACUCCCGGAGCCAAAAGUUCACGAACACCCGAAGGAGCCUUCACCAAAGGUAAUCUUGAAGAGGACAUUGGAUCCCGUUCCUGGGGAUGGAAAGAGCAGCUUAAAAUCUGAUAAACGUCCUGCCGGUUCCCAGGAGAUUCCAGCUGUUCGUGUGCCUUUGGUUGAUAGCAGUGGGGAAAGGACAGUGACUAUCAGACAGAAAAAGCACGAAGUACAUGGGGCUGGUGUUCAUGACAACUUGAUCCAUCCUAUAUUUAAUGGCAGCUCAAUGUGGACACUGAAUACUGUAUCAGGAAUUAACAACUUCAGGUUGAUAUCCGAUAUUCUCCCUCCCAGGAGCUGGGAGAUUCACGUGUUGAGUUUGUCGGAGGAGGAUGGACUCUGUCUAGCGAAAGAGAAGCUCCUCAUUUUGGACCAAGGCCAUUCCCAGCCUACAAUAUCGACAAUUCCACUGAGAGCAGGAAGUGCAGCAGGUCCUGUGAAGAGGAACUCAGAAUGACCCUAUUUCUGAGAUGAAAGCAUAUACAAAAGUGAGGGAGAAAGCCCAUUCUAUCCACAGAGAUUCCUGAAAUGAAUGAUAUCCAAAGAUGUCAUGUAACAUUUAUUGACUUAUGGAAUAUGAAGUGUAUUUGAUGUGUAUUGCAAUGGAAUAAAACA
This is a messenger RNA of Rhincodon typus (whale shark), 2592 nucleotides long. RefSeq names its product complement C3-like. The record is from RefSeq and is a predicted model, not a curated record. The transcript has 22 exons. Gene Ontology annotation, biological process: complement activation. The coding region runs from base 11 to 2434 and encodes 807 amino acids. Gene Ontology annotation, molecular function: endopeptidase inhibitor activity. Lineage: Eukaryota; Metazoa; Chordata; Chondrichthyes; Orectolobiformes; Rhincodontidae.